Messenger RNA from Myiozetetes cayanensis, 1235 nucleotides. RefSeq names its product neuroguidin-like. Gene Ontology annotation, cellular component: nucleolus; small-subunit processome. The transcript is spliced from 14 exons. Lineage: Eukaryota; Metazoa; Chordata; Aves; Passeriformes; Tyrannidae. Bases 30 to 1235 code for a protein of 401 amino acids. The record is from RefSeq and is a predicted model, not a curated record. Gene Ontology annotation, biological process: maturation of SSU-rRNA from tricistronic rRNA transcript (SSU-rRNA, 5.8S rRNA, LSU-rRNA).
CCGCGCUCCCCUCACGGGGAGGAUUCAAGAUGGCGGCGGGCGAGGCGGUCUCGCUGCUGGAGACGCUUCGGGCUCAGGUGGCGGAGGUGGCGGCGCACGGGCGGGAGAUGCUGCGGCUCGUGAGGGGGGGGCGGCUGCGGAGCCGGCAGGGGGUCUCUCUGCUCCACCUGCGCUGCCAGGCCCUGCUGUGGUACCUGCAGGACCUCGCCCUCCUCGUGGCCACCAAAACCCGGGGGGGGUCCCUGGGGGGCUCGGGGGGGGCCCUGCCCAGGCUGAUCGAGACCAGAGUGGUGCUGGAGAAGCUCCGCCCCCUCGAGCUGGGCCUCAAGUACCAACUGGAGAAGCUGCUGCGGGCGGCGGCCCAGGGGGGGCGGGGCCCUGACGACCCCCUGAGCUUCCGCCCCGCCCCUUCCAACAUGGCCGCCCAGGAGGAGGAGGAAGAGGAAGGGGAGGAGCCUGAGGGAGGGGGCGGAGCCAAAGCCCCCGGGCUGGGCGGGGGGCGGGGCCGGUACCGCCCCCCCAAACUGGUGCCCGUCAGCUACGCCCCCGAGGGUCUCGACUCUGCCUCCCUGGAGCUCUCCCGGCGGCGCCGCCGAGCCCUGAGCGGCUCCGUCCUCAGAGAGCUCCGCCUGGAGCUCAGCGAGGAACCCCCCGAGCUGGGACCCGCCCUGGGGGCACCCCCAGACCCCCAACAGCAGCACAGGCUGCGCUUGGAGGAGUCGACGCUGCGGAGGCUCCGCCCCCCGAAGGGGGCGGGGCUUGGCCGUGGGCGUGGCCGGGCGGGGCCCGGGGGGGACCUGGAGACCCUCACCCAUUUCGGGGCCUUCCCCGCCCUCCUGGCGGCCAAUCAGGAGGGGGAGGAGCCUCCGAGGAAGAAGAAGAGGAAGGCGAAGAUUCCCAAAAAAAAGGGGAGGAAGGUUCCCCCCAGGUUCGAUUUCCUGUGCCUGCCGCUGUUCCACCCCCGGCACCGUCGGGAAUUUGGGGCGUCCCCAGCGCGGGAGCGGCCGGGACCCCAAACCCGCUCUGACCUCGUGCUGGCCGGGAGAGAUUGGAACACGCUGAUCGUGGGUAAAUUGUCCCCCUGGAUCCACGAAUUUAUCCCCCUUUUUUUUGAUUGGAACACGCUGAUCGUGGGUAAAUUGUCCCCCUGGAUCCGGCCUGGGACUCGCCCCUGCAAGUACGUCAGGAUCAACUCACAGAAAGGUGACUUGAAGGGCGGGAUUGGGGACUCCUGA